CCAUAAAACAAUAAAAAUAAGAAGAAGAGUAUAGCCAGCUCUUUCAGUGGUUUUUCUUUGCUGCUGAAUUGCAGAGAUAAAACAUACACAAUGACCAAACUGCAGCUGCUGCACCGCGCGCUGAACGAGCGUCUGAUGGCGGCGGUGGAGCAGAUCAUGGAGAUGGUCGGCGACACGGUGCUGGAGUAUGAAGAAGAGACGAUCCGUGCCCGGAAAGAAAACGAGCUUCUGAGACGGAGGCUCCGGUGGAUGGAGGGGGCAAAUCGAGCCGACUGGCCAGGCCCAUCAGAACCUGUUAUGCUUUCCACAAUGGACGAGGCCAGUCCAUCCCGGCAAGAUGAGGGUGCUGCCAACAUCGGAUUUGGACAGCAAUCAGAAGCUCUUGAAAUCAAAACAGAGUCGACUGAUCUCCCACUGUGCAUUAGACCUGAAAGCAGUGUCACCACAUUUCCUCAAAGCAUCGAUCAGGGAUCUGACAAUGCCGGGACAGGCGCUGGCAUUGCCUAUGGCCUGACAGACAGUAUGACCUGGGACUCUGGCCAAAGUUACAUGGCCCCUCUGGACUUUGAUCCAACUCCAGGUCCCUCCAGGGUCCGGCGCUGGAGAGGACGCAACAGAAGGCAGAGGAUGUCCUUUGCCUGUCCAGACUGUGGUAAAGUCUUUGGGAGGGAACAGAGGCUGAUGGUUCAUAUGCGGAUUCAUUCCACUGAGAGGCCUUAUGCAUACCGCCGGCGCAAGGCGUGCUUCUACGGUGACAAUAGGAAAAAGAGGAAACUGCACAGGCUCUCUCAGCUCUCAAGAGAAAUUGUGGAUGAUCUGUCAGAUGGCUCCGAGCAGACGAACAGGAGUAGUGCAUCGCCUGAACAACUAGAAACCACUGCACCAGGUCUAGAAGAAGAGCCUGAGAGUGACCAUACCAGCAGUGAUAAAGAACCAGAAAAGAGAAUUACCACCUCUGUGCGGAAUCAGCACGAAAAAAAAGUUGUAAACCAGAUGUGUCACUGCCCUCAUUGCCCUCAUCGGGUGUUCGCUCGGCCCUGUCAAUUAGCCAUGCACAUGAAGACCCACACGGUCACAACUCAUGUCAACCGACCCACCCAAGCACAGUCAGGAACUCGGGAGAUAGUGGAUGUGAACAGGAAUUUACCCAAGAGGCAAAGAAAAAAAAAUGUGGAGAAGAAGCCCAAAGUUGCUGACAAUCAUGAGCACCAUUGUCCAGACUGUGACAGAGUCUUCUCUUAUGCAAGUCGGUUGCGUUUCCACAUGAAGUCCCAUAAUUCCAAAAAGGCUUUAUUACUCAAAACUUUGCCAAUCAAGGCUGAGGUGACUAAAGAAGACACAACUGUGGCCGUGCUAAAGAAAACAUAUGCAUGCCCACAUUGUGAUAAAUUGUUUACUCGUGAAGGAUGGCUGUUACCGCACAUUCGCUCUCAGCACAAGGAAGUAAAGAACAGGAGUGAUUACGUUGACAUGUUUGCCAGUAGACUUACUAGAUCGCAACAGCCUUUCACCAUGCAAUUUCGUAAGCGCACAACUACGAAGUGGGGAGAAGACACUAAGGACCUGAGACUGAAAAAACAGAAAACUAAAGAAUCAAGAAGGAGCAAAGCUAAACUACUUCAGACAAGUGAUGAGUCCAUCCUGGUUGUUGAUGUUUCCACAGUCACAAAUGAUGAGGCUGAACAAAGUGCAGAUCCUCCUACAAUGAGCACAGAUGAGGCUGAACAAAGUGAAGAUCUUUUGAAACCAGGCACAGCUGAGGCUGAACAAAGUGAAGAUCUUUUGAAACCAGGCACAGAUGAGGCUGAACAAAGUGAAGAUCUUUUGAAACCAGGCACAGAUGAGGCUGAACAAAGUGAAGAUCUUUUGAAACCAGGCACAGAUGAGGCUGAACAAACUGAAGAUCUUUUGAAACCAGGCACAGAUGAGGCUGAACAGUGUAAAGAUCUUCUGAAAACGGGCACAAAUGAGACUGAAAAAAGUGAAGAUCUUCUGAAAACGGGCACAAAUGAGGGACAAAAAAGUGCAGAUCUUCCUAAAACGGGCACGGAUGAGUCAGAGAGCCCUUCUGAGCAAUCAAAUCUGAAGAGGAUGUUUCCAUGCAAAACAUGUGGCAAAGAGUUUGUUGUGGAGAAGAGGCUAAAGAAGCACUCAAGGACUCAUGUUGGACAUAAGUUGCAGAAUGAAAAGAAAAGGAAAAGAGCUCUAAUGGAAAUGGAACUUGAGGAACAAGAAAGGAGAUCGGAGGAAAAAGAGAGGCUUGAUGAUAAGAUGUCAAGUAAUCACAACCCAAGUACUGCGCAGAUGCCUCAAGGAUCCCCCAAAAAAGAGCCAUUACAAAAAAGCAAAACCAGAGGUCAAGGGCCACUACCCUGCCCAUUUUGUGGCAAAGUUUUUGCUUGGGAAAUGCGCCUAUUAAUGCAUAUGCAGAUUCAUUGUGGUGAGAAACCUUACGCCUAUCGGCAGCGCACGAGACGUUUUUAUGGUGACCUGAAAAGGGGCCAGCUUCCGAAAAUCCAUAGUCAGGAGCCUUUGGGGGACAAAAGUGGUGAGUCUGAGGAAUCUGAGUGUGAAGAGAUUGUGAAUAAGGACAGAUCUACACAUCUGAGCAGCAUUGCAACCCAUGCAGUGUCUGGAGCUCUCGCAAGCAGUAUUGAGACCACUGUACCUGAGAACUACACUGGCAGCCCUGACCUUUUACCUCAGAGAGCUAUUGAGCAGCCUACCACUUCUUACAAGAGUAAUCAAACAACCAAACCUGAACUGGUCAGUGACAUCAAGAGUCACUUCAAUUUGCAGCCCAGGAUUGUUCUCCAACCAAUUAUGACUGAAUACAAGUAUUGGAGCUCAGUGCCUCGGGUAGCUGACUUUAAAUCAGGUUGCUUUGAAAUAAGUAGUGGCUUUGAUCACAAACAAACAUCAUACCCAGUAUUGGUUGAUGAUGAAAUGGUGAAUGCUGUGGAAGAUAAAACUGUGGUUUCCAAUUUUUGUACAUUGCCAUUAGAAUUCUCUAGUCAUGGCAUCCAGAACAAAUCUGAAAUAUGCCACAAUGGUAAUCCUGAAACAGAAGUAGUCUUUGUGGAGGUUGGAUCUCCACAGCAUGAUUCGGAAGAAGAGCCUGACAACAUUGGGGGGCCACUGGGCAUUGAAUCUCCUGAGGGAAAAGAUAUGGAGAAUCAACAAAAAGAUGACAGCAACUAUAAUUUUCGUGGUGUUUCAGAAAAAACAGCCAGAAACCAGGUAUCACUUAUAGUUACAGAUGAUGAAGUAGAGCAGUCAAAUGCAAGAACUGUUGCUGAAAAUGCUCUGUCUGAAUGUGGAAGAACGAAGUGUGAUUGGAAGUGUGAAUGUAAAAACAGUUCUGCUAUGAAAUUAACCUGUGUCAUGCCACAGAGUAGCGUUUUACAAUCUUCGUUAAAGGAAACUAUUUUUGGCACCAUUCAGAAGAACAUUGACUCUAAAUUAGUUUGUGUUGUCUUCUCAGAUGUUGAAGACAAUGUUAAUGAAGAUGUGUUGAGUUCCUCCAAAGGUUUAGAUAAAAAGAAAACAGCCUUUGUUCCUAGCAUUCAAAAUGAACAAUUAGAGGUGGAGAACAAAUCUGGCAAAAAUCCCUUCAGCAACUCCAACUUACCAGCUCUAGAUGCAACUGAGCCCACCAAAUCUACUGAUGGUGCCUCACAACUUACUGAAGAUGAGAGUAUCUCAAAUGACCCCCCCAGAAACCAGAUGGCCUUUACCUCCAUUAGACAAACAGAGGAGAGGCCCAUGAGUCCAAAGGAGAGAAUAUCAUGUCAAACAUCUGAUAUGGUGUUUGCUGGUCAAGAAUCUCUGUCGGAAGUUCACGCUGACAAGAAACUGCUAGACAUGGAGAUUACCAAUGGCGAUGAGAGAAAAAAUAAGAAACUGGGUCUGAACAACCAGGGUCCUGGAUGCCAAACCAAUUCCACUGAUGACAACUCUAGCGAAUUCAAGAUACAUCACUGCUUUUACUGCAAUCAGCCACAUAACAGAAUGAUGGAUCAUCUUCAGUCAGUUCAUCCUAAUGAACCAGAGGUGGCAAAAGCCCUUACCUUUGACAAGAGCUCACAAGAAAGGGAACAACUUUUGAACCUUCUACAAACUAGGGGAAAUGUUCUACACAACACAAAUGUGGUUCAAAGUAGUAAACAAGAUUUAGAACCAUUUGGGAAGGACAAAUCUACUCAAAAUGCUGAAGAUAGCUGUGGUGAAAUGCUUCCUAUUGCUGGGCCCAUUCCUCCAGCUCCUACACUUAUUUCCCCCUCUAGUCCAGAGGAGAUUGAUGCCAAAAUAGAACCAUCAGGUUUUCAUUGCCUAAAUACCAUCUAUGAAACAGAUUUUGAAAAUGAGCAAGGAAGUUCUUCCAAUCCAGACCUCAGCUGCAAUGUAGAGCAACCAGACAUCUCAAGUCCAAAUGAUGAAGUUAGAAAUGGUAGACAGGCAGAGGGUGACUUUUUACAAUUCAGGCAUUCUCCUGAAAAUGAAGUAGGUUACGAAUUGAAGUCUGAUAAUUCUCCCAAUCCAAGCACGGGUCAAGAAUCAACAGACUGUAAGAACGAAGGAGUAAGUCUGCCAAAGUGUGAUGUUGAUCAAGAAAGGGCAAUGACACCAACAUCAGACACCAGUCCUCAUCCAGAAUAUGAUGUUCUCAGAAAUCCAUAUGAUGAUUUCAGUCCACCUAAAAAUGCCCCAACUGUGUCUUAUGACACACAAAAGAGUAGUGUGAAAGCCCAAACUUGUGAAACAGGGAAGAAGAGGAGGAAGAGGUGCUCACAUGUCGAUAAUCAGCCACUGAUCAAGGAUGAUGACUUGGUGGGUGAAGGAGAGAUGUCCAUCUCAAAACUACAUGUCUGCCAGCACUGCAAGGCAACUUUCGGCAGUCCAUACAUGCUGCACAGACAUGAACACACUCACACAGGGGACACAUCAUCUAGUGCAGACCAGGAAAAACUGAAAAGGGCAAAGAGAUUAAUUCAAGAUGUAGAAACUUCAAUGAUGGAUGAAGCUAGUAUAGAGCCAUCAACAAAGAGUCCUGAGGAUUUACCAAAUGCUGUUACAGAUGGCACAGGGGGACAAGUUGUAGCCAUUAAGCAAGACACAGAGGUGAGAGAGAUCCAAUUUGAAGAAGCAGGACAGCAAAGACUAUGAGAAGGAUUGCGAGAAGACAUUGCUUACAUCUCACAUUUGUUUUUUAAAUAUGUUUUAUAAUAUUGUCUCAGUCUUAAUGGGUUCAAUACUUUUACAGAAUAAUUAAUUUCAUCUUGCUGUACUGUACAGACCAUAGCAUAUGUUUUUUUUUUUUCUAUCAACUCCAGACUGAGAAUAAAAAUCUUUAGAGGAAUCUAAAAGUAUAUUGGUCUUUUUUGGUAUCUGUUAUGUGACUUAAGUUAAGGCAGCUUUCAGUUACUCAUUCCACAAAAAAUACAUACACAAAUGUAAAAUCAUAAAUGUCUUUGCUUUUGAUAAUUGAGUAUAAACAAAAGUUUUAAUUGCUGGUAACAAGUUUCAGGAUACUGAUUUCUGUAAAACAUCUGGGUGAUAAAAUAGGUUUAUGGAGUUUGUGACUUAAUGACUAAAUCUCCUGCCAUGAUUUCAUUUGUCAAACCUUUUUUUUACUUUAAAUAUUUAAGUACAUUGGUAGCAUUUUUACUUUCAUUUGUGUAUGCAUUUGGCUAGAUAGUUUGACCUUUUUCUCAGAAUCCAUACUUG
Messenger RNA from Carassius gibelio (silver crucian carp), 5727 nucleotides. Its product is annotated as zinc finger protein 236. Bases 91 to 5166 code for a protein of 1691 amino acids. The transcript has 13 exons. Gene Ontology annotation, biological process: regulation of transcription by RNA polymerase II. Gene Ontology annotation, cellular component: PcG protein complex; transcription regulator complex; nucleus. Gene Ontology annotation, molecular function: RNA polymerase II cis-regulatory region sequence-specific DNA binding; DNA-binding transcription factor activity, RNA polymerase II-specific. The record is from RefSeq and is a predicted model, not a curated record. Lineage: Eukaryota; Metazoa; Chordata; Actinopteri; Cypriniformes; Cyprinidae.